AUGGGUGACGCCAAUUGGGGCCCUAGGUCAAGGGGCUUAGGUCCCGUAAAGGAAGGCGACACCCGUGUGGGCGAAGUGGGUGAGGGCGUGGGAGGCACGAUAGAUGGAAGCCCUAGUGGUGCUAGCAGGGGCUUGGGUCCCGUAAAGGAAGGCGACACCCGUGUGGGCGAAGUGGGUGAGGUCCAAAAAGAUUUCGGUGAUUCGUUGGGCAACACCCCUCCUCUGUCAAGUCACGUGGGCAUUAAGGCUUGUGGCGACGCCAUUGAGUUGUCCCAGACACUAGGUGACGUCAAUGAGUCACUAGGCAGCACUAAUGCUUUGGGCGACAUGGGGAUCAAAAUGGGCGCUUGCGAGAAGAGGGGAGUGGCUAUGUUGAGGCGGACAGGAGCUUGA
Messenger RNA from Ilex paraguariensis (yerba mate), 393 nucleotides. The record is from the annotation of a GenBank genome assembly. Lineage: Eukaryota; Viridiplantae; Streptophyta; Magnoliopsida; Aquifoliales; Aquifoliaceae.